UGGCUCCAUUAUGCCCUCCACACGCAUAUAAGUGACGCGUGUAUGCGCGUCGCCUUCUCUCCUCUUUCUUUUUCCUUUCCUCAUUGUUUCCCCUCUCUGUAUCUCUCUCUCUCUCUAACAUAGCUGAAGUGACCCCAUCAGUGAAACAAAAACCAUUAGCUUUUCUCUCGAAAAAUCCCAAUAGAUCGCUGGGCUCCGGCAUGGCACUUCGCCGGAAACUCAAACUCCGGCCACUCCAGACUCCUUUCUCUGGCUAAAUGCUACGACAAAGCUACAACUUCAGCAUCUCUAUCCGACUCCGUAAGAAUGACAACGACGACGACGACGACGACGAAGACUCUACUACUGGAUUAAAAAAAGAACCUUUGAAAGUUCGGAAUCCCCUAACAAGACCCCAGCUUUUGCCUUCCUUUUCAUUUGGGUCCUCGCAAUGGCGGCUACGAACACUUCGGCACCACCGCCAGUGGACUCAACCGCCGCCGCCCCCUCCUUAGUCUCAACAGACGAGCUGACGGCGAAGUCCGUACACAAGAGGUACGAAGGGUUAGUGAUGGUUCGUACCAAGGCCAUAAAGGGGAAAGGAGCGUGGUACUGGGCGCACCUGGAGCCCAUGCUGGUUCAUAAUAGUGACACGGGCCUUCCCAAAGCGGUCAAGCUCAGGUGCUCCCUCUGUGACGCUGUCUUCUCGGCCUCUAACCCGUCCCGCACCGCCUCAGAGCACCUCAAGCGCGGGACCUGCCCCAAUUUCAACUCUGUCGCCAAACCCAUUUCCUCUAUCUCACCUUCUUCUGCUUCCCUUGCUUCCCCGGCUCCUUCUCUGCAACCCAACAAUCGUAAGCGUAGCUCGUCUUCUGCUUCAGCUGGUGGUGGUGGGGGCGGCUCGGGUUCUUCGUACCAGGUACCACCGCUGGCGAUAGUGGAUCCGUCGAGGUUCGAGCUGGCGUACUCGCAGGCGGUGUCGGCGACGGCGGGGUCCUUGCUGCCACAGCAGCCGCAUUUGAUGCUCUCUGGUGGGAAAGAAGAUUGGGGAGCUCUUGCUAUGUUGGAGGACAGUGUGAAGAAGCUCAAGAGUCCGAAAACAUCACCUGGGCCGACACUCAGUAAGAGCCAGAUUGAUUGCGCGCUUGAUUUUCUCGCUGACUGGGUCUUUGAGUCUUGUGGGUCGGUCUCUUUUUCGACCUUGGAGCAUCCCAAGUUCCGAGCUUUCCUUAAUCAAGUUGGGUUGCCGGCUGUCUCUCGUAGAGAUUUCACCGGCGCCAGAUUGGACGCUAAGUAUGAAGAAGCCAAGGCUGAGUCUGAAGCAAGGAUUAGAGACGCUAUGUUCUUUCAGAUCGCCACUGAUGGGUGGAAAUUCAAGAAUUAUGGCGUUUCGGGAGAAGAAAGUUUGGUGAACUUAACCGUGAAUCUCCCAAAUGGGACUAGUUUGUAUCGUAAAGCAGUGUUUGUCAGUGGCUCUGUGCCUUCCAAGUACGCAGAGGAGGUCUUGUGGGAGACAGUCAAGGGCAUUUGUGGGAAUGCUGUGCAGCAGUGUGUAGGAAUAGUUGCAGACAAGUUUAAGGCCAAGGCACUGAGGAAUUUGGAGACUCAGAAUCAUUGGAUGGUUAAUCUUUCUUGUCAGUUUCAGGGGUUCAAUAGUUUGAUUAAGGACUUCAGCAGGGAGCUUCCAUUGUUCAAGACGGUCACUGAGAGUUGUUUCAAGCUCGCUAAUUUUGUCAAUUACAGGUCUCACAUUCGGAAUAGCUUUCAUAAAUAUCAGUUGCAGGAGUAUGGACACUCAGGGUUGCUAAGACUACCGUUGCGCGAGUGUGAGAGUGUAAACUUUGGGCCUGUAUAUACAUUGGUGGAGGAUAUACUGAAUUCAGCUCGAGCACUACCGUUGGUUUUGCUGGAUGAAUCGUACAAGAUGCUAGCAAUGGAGGACCCAGUUGCGAGAGAAGUUGCAGAGAUGAUUCAGGAUGUGGGGUUUUGGAAUGAUUUGGACGCAGUGCACUCGUUGAUUAAAUUGAUCAAGGACAUGGCUCAAGAGAUUGAGACGGAAAGGCCAUUAGUUGGGCAAUGCCUCCCACUCUGGGAUAAGCUUAGAGAAAAAGUGAGGGAUUGGUGUUCCAAGUUCCACAUCGCAGAGGGACCGGUAGAGAAGGUGAUUGAAAGGCGUUUCAAGAAGAAUUAUCACCCAGCUUGGGCUGCUGCUUAUAUACUCGACCCUCUAUAUUUGAUUAGGGACACUAGUGGAAAGUACCUUCCGCCUUUCAAACGCUUGAAUUCUGAGCAGGAAAAGGACGUGGACAAGCUCAUAACCCGGCUUGUUUCGAGGGAAGAAGCUCAUAUUGUGCUAAUGGAACUUAUGAAAUGGAGAACAGAAGGGCUCGAUCCAGUCUAUGCACGAGCUGUACAGAUGAUGGAGAGGGACCCCGUUACUGGAAAGAUGAGAAUUGCCAACCCGCAGAGCAGUAGGCUUGUGUGGGAAACGUAUCUUUCUGAGUUUAAGUCGCUAGGGAAAGUUGCAGUUAGGCUAAUCUUUCUUCAUGCAACUUCUUGUGGAUUCAAAUGCAAUUGGUCUUUCUUGAGAUGGGUGUGUGCCCAUGGGCACUCAAGGGCGGGUAUGGACAGGGCUCAGAAGUUGAUAUUCAUUGCGGCUCAUUCGAAACUUGAGAGACGGGAUUUUUCAAGUGAUGAAGAUAAGGAUGCCGAGCUGUUCACCUUGGCAAACGAUACAUUUACAGGCUCUAGUUGGUUAUAUCAAGAGGACAUUGGUUACUCCAAACUAACCUCGGUCAUUUCCUUCUCAAAGCCUAAGAAGAAGCAUUCGACAAAGAUAUCGUUAAUGGCCUGGAGAGGCCACCAUAAAUGGUUGGUUGUUAGUAGAAUAGGUUGGACCAUGAUUUUUAAAAAAAGAGGAACAGUACUUUGCCAAAAGGAUCCGAGAAGUAUUUGACUAGAAAUUUCGGCAGUGAUCAGGCGGCAUCUUCUAAAGUCCUGCAGAGAGAGUUUGCUUCCAGCCGGGUAUAGUUAUGUGGGUCAACUACCUCGGAGGGACCUAAGAGUACACCUUUCUAGCUGGAAGAGCACUUUGUAACUGUUUCCAUCUUCAAACAUAUAUCCUGGUUUUUGUGUCUUUGAGAGAGUGAAGCCCCACAAUGAAACAAGUGGGAGUCUUUAUCCAACAUUUGUUUAUCAUAGAGAGAAAUCCGGGAUUUUAAUAUUAUUUUUAACCCAAUCAAAUCAGCUUUGGGUUACUUAUCUCUUAAACAUUCUAAAGCUCGUGAAGUUCAUGCAGAGACUUAAAUUGGGUGAUGCCCCCCAUGAUUACAAGAAAGGUCUCGAGAGGUCCCAGAGCAAAGAAGACUUGUCGGCUUGAAGCAACACAGGAGAAGAUAGAUGCUUGAGAUUGAUUCCACAACGAACUUUGAAUCGAUUUUUUCUGGUUUCAAAUAACAUUGGGAUCGUUGAAAACCAUAUUCAACAGAAACUGGUAGUGCAUGCAGUGGAUUAUCAUUAUUUUUUAGGAUUAUGUUUGCAAGCAAUCGCAUGCAGUUACGCCUAUUGUUGGUAGGUGUUUAUUGAUUAUCCAAAAAUAUGUUGUCGGGAUAAGCAUGUCCUCUCAAAAUAUAAUAAAUUUUCUAAAGCUAUUAUAGCGCCAUUAUUUCCAACGAGUGUCCAUUGAAUGGCUUUAAAUGGAGAUGUAUAUGUACUGAAGAAUGGAACG
Molecule: messenger RNA, 3706 nt
Organism: Juglans regia (Persian walnut)
Lineage: Eukaryota; Viridiplantae; Streptophyta; Magnoliopsida; Fagales; Juglandaceae
Exons: 3
Coding region: 431-2935 (834 amino acids)
Source: RefSeq, a predicted model, not a curated record